UUGAAAGCCUCAAACUGAGACCAUAAAAAACUGGUUUAACCACAAUUGCGGUUUUUCUCUGGUGAAGUCAUUUAGUUUCAAUUUCAAAAGCGGCUAACGGAAUUAUGAUAGACAGCAGCCACUCAAUUAGUCAAUACGCACUGCGAUUAAAAUGCUACUGCAUCGAAACCAUACAAUCCGUUAGUGAAACAGAAAUUAUGAGUAGGCGACGAAAAUGCAACAAAUUGGUGGAAUCUGAGAAUGAGAGUGUGGAAGAGUUCAGCGAUGAAGAACACUGCAAUGAUGUGCUAAAAACUGCGGGGGCACAGAAUUUAUUUAACAACCCUGUAAUGGCAUUUCUCGCUACACUGAGCAGCAUAAUCUUCUGGUGCAUCUAUUGGUUGGCAAAGGCGCUGAUCGUGUUCACUGGCAUCUUUAUGAUUAUUACCUUCAUAUUUCCACAUAAAAUCGUUGGACUUCUCAACCGCUUUUUGGAUCAGCAGAAAGUUGAGCAGUACUUCAAGGAUGAGUUGUAGAUUGAGCUGAAAAUAAUUUUUUUCAGCAUUCAGAGUGUGAAUUUGGUAACUCUUCGAAUGAACAGAGUUUGAAGAAAUAGAGAGUGUGACAUCA
Molecule: messenger RNA, 609 nt
Organism: Bactrocera tryoni
Lineage: Eukaryota; Metazoa; Arthropoda; Insecta; Diptera; Tephritidae
Exons: 3
Coding region: 105-515 (136 amino acids)
Source: RefSeq, a predicted model, not a curated record